Messenger RNA from Prunus armeniaca (apricot), 516 nucleotides. Lineage: Eukaryota; Viridiplantae; Streptophyta; Magnoliopsida; Rosales; Rosaceae. The record is from the annotation of a GenBank genome assembly.
AUGCCCUCCUUUUUCUCUCUCUCUCCCCCGCGUGCUCUCUCUCCUCCCGACAGCCGUCGCCCUCCUUCCUCGCAACUCCGGCCAUCGGCCACGGAUGCAGACGGGAUCGGUGCCAAAAGGACCGGCUCAGCCCCGGGCGUUACGACCCGGCCCUUCCCCGACAUUUGCCGCCGCCCCAGCCGCCGAAAAAAGAUGAUUUUCAGGCCGGUUUUCGCUCGAUUUUCGCCGGCUUCAUUCUCCGUCGUCCAGCCGCCAUUUUUGGCAAUCCAGGGUAGGAGUCUUGAGUCGAGAUUUGGAGAUUUUCCGGUGAUGGGUAAUCGCUUUGGACACCCAUGCUGGCGGCACGUGGGCACUGUAGCUAAGGGGCAUUUCUGUCCCAAGAUUCGACGGAUCAUGAAAUGGAGUCCCGGAUACUCCGGAAAUGCCAACCCUAGGGUUAGGUUUAUAGUAAUCGUCCGAUCGCGCGAUUGUGCGAUCGUGAGCGAUCCGACCGUCCGAUCUGGACCAAACUUGUAG